GUAGGCUACUGUCCCCAUUUUCUCUUCGUCAUGGCGUCUAAGUUCCCAACAAAGAAGGGUGGAGAGGUAGAGCUUCGUACAAGGAAAGGUCAUGACAUGACCUGGUCAUGUGACAAGCAUGGUGAGCCAAUCAAAUUUUACUGUAAGAAACACAAAAUUCCCAUAUGUCAUCCAUGCGCUACCAAAAAUCACAGCCAGAAACCAUGUGAGCUAGACGACAUCGAGGAUGUUAUCUUCGAAAGGAGAAGACAGCUAGAUGAAAAACGGCCAAAAAUACAGGAACUUCAGAAACAAAUGGAAGCCCUCAAAGCGAAAAUAAAGACUACAUCAACGUCUGGAAGUACUCAUCUUCGGAAAAUUGACAACAACAUUCAAGCUUCAUAUUACGACAAGAUCGAAUCUGUUGGAGAAAAGGAGAACAGGAUGAUUAGGGUUAUUAACGAGGAGGCAGAUGAGGAAAUAAGACUAGUAAAUGAGAAGAGAGAAAAACGGAUCAAAGACUGCAACACCGAGAGAGAAAAGGAGCGACAAAUCAUCAGAGACCAAAAAGCAAAACUUUUAUCAGAUGCAAAAAAAAUCAGCGAAGUUGUUUCUAAGAAGAUCAAAGAUCUUGCUAAUAAGAAUCAGCAUGUAAUAAACACUGUAGAGAACAUUGAAUCAACCAUCAAACGUAUAAACCAACAUGAUGAAACAUUGGUGAAUGAAGCUCCUCAAGUACUUGCAUCUAUUGAUGAAAAUUUAAGUUUUAAUGUUCAUCAAGAUGUUAGCGAUUGUCUUGACCGAAUACAGAAUGAAGUUGAGAGAGUGAAAUUUGUAGAGGGGGAAGUAGGUGGAGAAUACUAUGGUAAAAUUGAUGGGUAUAUCGGUAAAUGGGAACUUGUCAAGUCAAUUCACAUUCCAUCGGUUGUUAAUUACCCGUAUGUGCAUGGUUUAGUCAGUGAUGAUGAGAUAUGUGUGCGAGACGUAGGUAACAAUGUCAUGUAUAUUACAAACAUCAACACUCAACACACAGAGAAAGUCAUUGAUGGAGGUGUGUGGAUUACAUCAUGUGCGCCCAUAGACAGUAACGUAAUAGUAUGUGGUAAGGAGAGAGAUGAUCGCACGGGUGACAGGUUGAAUGGAUGCAUCACUCUCUAUGACAGACAAUGGAAGGUGAUUAGAUACAUCAGCAUACCAGGGAAUGGAGACGAUUAUAAUAGUGUGUAUGUUGAUGUUGACAGGGAUGGGAUGAUCAUCGCUGCUCAGUUCUAUCAGUCUAAUAUCUACGUCAUCAAUCCUGCUGAUGAUAAGAUAGUAAACACUAUUACGAUGCAGGGUAAGGUGGUGUGGGGUGAGAUACAAGCCUUGUCAUCAGGUGAUAUCGUUGUGAACACAGGUUAUAAUGAAUACACUGUCAUCUCACGAUCAGGAGAAGAGAAGGCUGUCAUACACUGUGAUGGGUCGGACUGGCCACAGUGUCGCGUUGACAAACUGACAGACACACUCUACAUCGCGUACUGGGAUGGAGCGCGUAAUCCCAUCGCAGUUGAUCAGGUGUCACGUGAUGGUAUCAUCCAGGCAAGGAAGAUCGUGGAAUACGAGCAAUCAGAUCGCACUAACUUAAUGAGCCCUUGUCUCGUUACUCCUACUGGUAACUUUAUAGGGUGUGAUGGAAACAAACUUCUUCUCUACAAGAAGACAUUAAUCUUGUAAAUCAUCUAGACUAUCAAAGGAAUAAUAUCGGAUUUGUAAGAGAAAUAUAGACCAGAGAUUUGUUUUCACUUUUACUUCCAUUUCAAUUUACGUCCUUCUAUCUCUAUAUGUACGUGACUACAUUCAUAUACACAUGGCCAUGGUGUGUAUAAUGUUGUAUCAAUCCAUAUCAAAUAGAAAACUGUCGCUAAUGUCCACUCCGUCUAGAUUUAGGUCUGUAAUGAAUGCACUCAGAUCCAAAUGAAUAGUUUACUCGAAACCUGAACAAAAUAAAUGCAAAAUGUGUUAACGAAUUGCCUACUUGAACCAGAUGGUUAUUGUAGAAAGUCUUUUAGAAUGGCUGAAUUCAGAAUUGAACGUGUUAAUAACUGAACUGAUGUUAUUCUCCUAAUAGUGAUCGGAUUAUUCCUCGAUUAAAAUUGCUCUCAGCUUUUAAGGUAUUUGAUUCGAAUCAAUUAAUCAGGACCCCAUUUCAUAAAAAUGUUGACUAUGAUAGCAACUCAUGCUAAAAUGUCAAUUACCAUGACAACAAUAACGAUUCUGGUUCCUGAUUGGCUGAUCCAAUGAAAUUUGAUAUUCAAACUGGAGUUGUUAUCAUAGCCAGGUUUUAUGAAAUGGUACCCUGGUUGAUUUCAUUGUUUUUUAUUCUGUGGUAAAAAAAAAAAAAAAAAAAAGAACGGAAAGGGGUCAAAACUGCAUGAAAUUUAAGUUUCGUAAUGUACACAAUCCCCCCUCAUGAAGUUAGAUUAAAAUAAGAUAAAAUCUCGUAAAUAAUGGUGUUUAAUAGGGUUCUUGUUUAGUCUACAUUCAUAUGUCAAUAUAAAGGGAAAGGGAUAAUGUUUCCCGUAUAAUUCUUUUUUUGCCAAUUAAAUAUUCUCUAGUCAUGUAUAACAAAAUAGGUGAGAUUUUUUCAAAAAUAUUUAGCACACGGUAUAUUCAUCAGAUUCCUGAAAGCAUUGCAUCAUAUUGCUUAUUUCAAUCAGUGCAUUUUUCUUCGCUUGUACAACUUUUACUUUAUCCUCAUAUCGCUUAAUAUUUUCAACAUAGAUUACUGAUUAAUUGUUUCCCAACACGAAUAAUAUCAUCUUACACAUUGGCUACCUGACUAUCAAAUCUUAAGUAACAAUAAUAUGGAAGUGAAACAUUUUUUUUAAAUAGUUAUUUGUGUCGACGUUCUGUAAUGAUGUAUUCGCACCUACUACGUUCAGUUAUGUUUAUCAACAUCAUGAAAUUAUGUCAAAUUAAUUUCAUUAUAAAGAUCAUAUGUCAAUAAAAAAAACACAUGAUAGGCUAGCGUACCAUGCUGUAAAUAAAUAAAACAGGAAUCUAUUUUUGUUUAACAGACAGAAUUAGAUAAUUUGUCAAAUAUCUGCCCAUAAUGUAGCUUUUGUUCGUGGUUUCAUGUUAAUAUAAUAUUUAACUCGAUUCAAUCCAUUUGUUUAUUUCGUUUCUAUUUUAAAUUGUGUUUAGUGUGUAAACUGGAAGUCUAUUCCAGAGGCAUUAGCUAAAGUGAAUAUUCUUAAGAUGAAAAUGGUUGUAUUCUUCUGAUCAUAAUUGAUUCAAAUUGUGUGGUUAUUCUUAUACAUCUACCCCCCCCCCAUCUCCCUUUUAACCCCUAAAUUACCCCCUUGUACUGUGUAAUACGACACGGAUAUCCAUGUUGCUGCAAUAAGUUGUAUAUAAAUCGUUAUUGUCUAGGGUGUGUUGUUUUAAGUUAGGAGUAUAUCAUUUUUCAAAAGAAAAAAAAUCCAACCGAAUUUAUUCUUACAAUAAUCACCUUUGUACAGGUUAAGUUUAGCUAGGGUUUAUGCUUUAUUUCAACUAUCAAUUCAAUUGCCCGUUAUUGUCUAUAUAGUAUAGGUUAUUGAAAGUUCGUUCCUAAAAAUGGAACGGGAUAUAGUGCUAUAUGUCUACAUUUUCUUCCGGUGAUAUGUCAGAUCUAACGAUUUUUCUUGUUUUUGAUUGGCUGAGAAGCGCUGUUACUAUGGGUAAUGUCAAAUGAAACGCUUGACAAUCCAAACUUCUUUUUUUUUUGCUCAAUAUUUGUUGUUUGAUCUUAUACAGCUAAUUACAAUUUUCUUCAUACAACUAGGAAAACUAAUGUACAUAAUGAACAUUUAUAUUAUGAUAUAACAUGUAUAAUGUGAUGAUGUUAGUAUCUAUUAUUUCAAGUGUAUAUUGCAAGAUGAGUAGAAACUAUACUUUUUGUUUUUAAAAUAAUAUAUUUUCAUUAUAAUUUGUUGUGAAUUACUAACACUAUUAAAUAGAAAAAUAAACCGUUUGUUGAUGUAUAUUACUUAAAUCGAGACGAAAUUAUUCUUACCUACUUGAGAGCUGAAAAUAGUCAAGUGAAAAUAGUUCGGAAAUAUCUUUCUGUAUUAAUGUAUUUAGUAAAUUUCGAGAAAUGUUUGCCAAUGCAAUAUACAGUGCGUCCCACAAAAAACGAAACCGAAAUUUAUCGAUGAUUUAUCAUAACUUAAUCAUAAAUAAAAUAGACAAAUGACCUAUCAUUGUAAAGCUUAGAAUCUUCUCUUUCAUCUGCAAUUACUUACAUUAUUUUUUAUUCACGCAUGAGUGAGUAAAAACAAUUUGAAGAGGGGAUACUAAAAAGUCAUUUGGCGGGCUGUAUCUGGAUCUCAAAAAAGAAAACCGCAUUUUGAAAAAGUUAAAUAUCUGCUCUUUAAUUUGAUACCUCAAUUACAGAAAAUGGUCAAGAAAUAACAAAGUUCUGGUUAUUUGAAAUAAGGUUUGAAUUUCAAUAAUUUCAUAAAAUGAAGAGGUUUUACAGGCUAGCGUUCAAAAUCACUCGACACUCCGUUUUGUUGACUAUCAGCCAUGCAUUAAUUCUUUUGUUAACUAUGCGAUAGCUUCUGUGGGAAACCGGUGAAAACACGUUUAUUUAAUGAAAUUAUGGAAAUACAAGCAUUGUUUCGAGGGAACAUAACUUUUUUACUUCUUGACCAUUUUUUGUGAUUAAGGUAUCAAAUAAAAGAGCAGAUAUUGAACUUUUUAGGCAUGUGAUUCUCGUUUUAAAAUUCAGAUACCCCCCGCCAAAUGAGUUUUUGGUAUCCUUUCUUCAUAUUGUUUUUGCUCACUCAU
This is a messenger RNA of Lytechinus pictus (painted urchin), 4791 nucleotides long. RefSeq lists its product as uncharacterized. The transcript has a single exon. The record is from RefSeq and is a predicted model, not a curated record. The coding region runs from base 31 to 1692 and encodes 553 amino acids. Gene Ontology annotation, molecular function: ubiquitin protein ligase activity; zinc ion binding. Lineage: Eukaryota; Metazoa; Echinodermata; Echinoidea; Temnopleuroida; Toxopneustidae. Gene Ontology annotation, cellular component: cytoplasm. Gene Ontology annotation, biological process: protein ubiquitination.